This is a messenger RNA of Dermacentor silvarum, 1263 nucleotides long. Its product is annotated as meteorin-like protein. NCBI's taxonomy places the organism in Eukaryota, Metazoa, Arthropoda, Arachnida, Ixodida, Ixodidae. The record is from RefSeq and is a predicted model, not a curated record. The coding region runs from base 185 to 1057 and encodes 290 amino acids. The transcript has 5 exons. Gene Ontology annotation, molecular function: hormone activity.
UCUUCGAUAAAUGUUUUAGCUACAUUUCACUGAAGACCAACUUGAGCCGCGCAUAUUACAAGAACUUGGAAAGAAAAAAGCUGAGGCCCAACGCAGUUCCAACAAUUUUCUCCCACCGACCUGUCGCGACGCACAGGAAGCCCCCUCGACAGCGGUAUGAACCUCGAUCUGACAGUAUGCGAGGAUGAGGACAGUGCGAGACGAGCGGAUCGCCAGGAUGACGCAAGUAGUCAGGCUGCUGGCAGCGACGGUAAUCUUACCGGCCGUCCACAACGCUUCUAUCCAUCGUUCCCCGAAGGAGAGCCAUCGCCACAUGACCUGCGACUGGACGCAAAGCGGCCUAUCGCAGUCUCCCGAAGACGUGCUUCCUGUGUACCUGAGCUCGUGCGAUUCUGGGACGGUCCGCUGGAGCUACCCUCGCGGGGCCCUACGCAUCGUGAUACAGGGCCCACCAGCGCAGCGAGAGUUCCAAGCCUGCUUCCGGGUAGCAGCUGACAGCUCUGGUGCGCUGGUGUAUGCGGAGACCGCUCAGGGUGGCCUCGUUCCGGGACCUGGCGUACGGGCCAAGUGCGUCCUCUCCAACCGAGGCUCGGCGGUCGUCUACGCGGUGGCCUCGGCUGCUCGAGCGGGAAAAAGAGCUAAGCUGACCUUGACGUACACCACAAGCCAGCCCGUAGCGUCGUUCGAGAGGCUCGAAGGAUGGGAAGACUGCCGCCCCUGCACGGAAACAGAGCUACGCGAAAGUUACUGCCUUAGCGAUUUAGUUGCAGAAGCUACAGUGCGGAAUGCAACGCUCCACUCAGACCAGCAGAGCAUCUACUGGUGGUUGUCCGUCACAGAAACCCACCGUGGACGCAUGCCCGACUACGUUACAAGGCCUGCAAGGUGCGGCUUUCCUCGGGACACGCAAGAGCCGCGUCUAAUACUCGCCAGGUGGCACCUGGGUCGCCCGAUUGUCACGUGUGCCCCGAAACUGCUACAGUGGAAGAGACUCAUGGUGCAGGACAAGGUGCAGUGCAAUUAUGGAACCAACGAUUCUAGUGAUGCGGUCAGGUGACGAUGUGAGCAACCGCUCUCACUGUGGACACCACACGGCCAGCUCAAUGUACUGUUUGUGGAGUAUGGCCGUGUUCACAAGCCGAUAUCUGUGAUGUCAACAACCACGACGGCGUCGUCGCCCUGGAAAUGAAGCUUCGCAGCCAUUGCAGCUUUAAGUUGCCUUUCCACUCACCUCAUCUUCUAGUCAUCAGGGGAAACUCUACA